Olea europaea var. sylvestris is the source of this 2880-nucleotide messenger RNA. RefSeq lists its product as uncharacterized. The record is from RefSeq and is a predicted model, not a curated record. Bases 1 to 2880 code for a protein of 959 amino acids. NCBI's taxonomy places the organism in Eukaryota, Viridiplantae, Streptophyta, Magnoliopsida, Lamiales, Oleaceae. The transcript has 3 exons.
AUGGCUAUCUUGGAAACGAAGUUGGAGGAGCGAAAGUUGAUGAGGAUUUUGAGAAACAAGUUCAUUGGCUUUUGGCAUGCAAAUAACUUUGCUACUCACAAAGGUGGACGUAUUUUGAUUUUGUGGAAUCCAUCCAAAGUCAUUUUGGAUGUGAUGGAGGUUCAUCCACAAAUCAUUCAUUGUAAAGCUAUUUGCAAGGUAACUUCCUUCACCUUCCUUGUUAGUUUUGUUUAUGGCUUCCACACUAUGGUUUGUAGAAGGCCUCUUUGGGAAAACAUCAUGGACUUCAACACAAAUGUUGCAUUGCCUUGGAUGAUUUUGGGGGACUUCAACAACGUCCUUAAAUUUGAUGAGAAAAGUAACGGGGCGGAUGUCAACCCUUAUGAAAUCAAAGAUCUUGCAAAUUGUUGCCUUCAAGUGGGACUAACGGAUGUACGGUCUAUUGGUUGCUUCCUCACAUGGACCAAUGGCUCGGUUUGGAGCAAAAUUGAUAGGGCUAUGAUCAAUGAUAUUUGGGUGCAAAAUGGCCCACAUAUUGGUGCAAAUUUUCUUCCCUCCGGUUAUCUUUCCGAUCAUUCACUUUGUAUUGUUUCCGUUGAUGAUUGUGUUGGUAGCGGUAAGAAGCCUUUCAAGUUUUUUAACAUAUGGACUAUGCAUGAAGAUUUCCUUGAUAUUGUGCAAUCUUCUUGGCGUGUUAAUGUACGGGGGACUAAACAAUUUGUUCUUUGCAAGAAGUUGAGGAAACUUAAGGUUGCUCUCAAGGAGCUAAAUUCUAAACACUUUGGUCGCAUUUCCACGAGGGCCAAUGAGGCCAAAAGUGAAUUGGAGGCUGCCCAAAUUCAACUUGAAAAUCAGCCCCGAAAUCUGGAAUUUCAGGUUUUGGUUAAAAGUUUGAGGAAGAAAUCUCUUGAGUUAGUUUAUUGCCCUUUUCGGCCAAUUCAAAGGGAGAUCAUCACUAAUGAUCCAUUAGUCUCAUUGGAACAAGGUAACUCUUUGAUCCGGGAGAUUACCUAUGAUGAAGUUAAAGAAGCACUUUUUGAUAUCGGAGAUGAUAAAUCUCCAGGUCCGGAUGGUUACACUUCUUGUUUUUUCAAGAAUGCGUGGGGGAUUAUUUGUGAUGAGUUUGUGGGUGCAAUCUUGGAGUUUUUCUCUUUGGGUUCUAUGCUUAAACAACUCAACCAUUCCGUUAUUGCUUUGGUGCCUAAGUCGGAUCAUGCUUUGCAUGUUGGGGAUUUUAGACCUAUUUCUUGUUGUAAUGUGAUCUAUAAAGUGACCACCAAAAUUCUUGCAUCUAGAUUGAGGCUUAUAUUGGGGGAUAUUGUUGACCAAGCACAAGCCGCCUUCAUCGAAGGUAGAAGCAUGACGAAAAAUAUUCAUCUUGCUCAAGAGCUUAUGAGGCAAUACAAUAGGAAGAGAGUUGCUCCGAGAUGCCUCCUUAAAAUUGAUAUUAGCAAAGCUUUUGACUCGGUUAGUUGGGACUUUCUCAAAAGUGUUCUUGAAGGGUUGAAUUUUCCUUUGAGAUUUGUUCAAUGGAUUAUGGAGUGUGUUACCACUCCGACAUAUUCGGUUGCUUUGAAUGGAAGUAUGCAUGGUUUCUUCAAAGGCGGGAAAGGCCUUCGGCAAGGUGAUCCACUCUCCCCUUUCUUGUUCGUGAUUUGUCUUGAAUAUUUUUCUAGAAUGAUCAAGGAUGCUACAAAUGAUAGUGAUUUUAAUUAUCACCCAAAAUGUGGUCCCCUUAAGAUAACCCACUUGACUUUUGCAGAUGACUUGAUGCUUUUUGCAAGGGGUGAUGCUAUGUCCGUUGAAAUUCUAUGCAAUUGCCUUUACAAAUUUGGUUUAGCAUCGAGUUUGAAGAUCAAGACCACGAAAUCCAGCAUCUACACAGCUGGAAUUUUCGGGUAUGAGCUCCAAAAUAUUAUGGAAGUCUCAAAAUUUUCCAAAGGAUCUAUGCCUUUUCGUUACUUGGGUAUUCCCCUUGCAUCGGAGAAGCUCAAAGUGAGUUCUUAUGCACCGUUUCUUGAAAAAAUUGCUGGUUAUAUUGGUGCUUGGAGUUGUGCAUCUUUAUCCUAUGCCGGGAAGAUGGAACUCAUUAGGGCGCCUUUGUCGGAACUUCCUUUGGGGAUCAAAGAAGCCAUUGGUUGCAUGGAAGAAUCUAUGCCUUCCGAAAGCGGAAGGGGGCCUUGGUUGAAAGACUUGAAGACUUGGAAUUUAGCGCUACUUGCUAAAUCCAUUUGGAACAUUCAAAACAAGAAGGAUACCCUAUGGAUUAGAUGGGUGAAUCAAGUUUAUCUUAAGGGGACUUGCAUUUGGGAGGUUAGCCCUAAAAAGGAUCACUCCCCACUCUUCAAGAAACUGCUGGAAAUUAGGGAUGUUUUGGCUCAAUCCGGGGCUGCUGGACAUCACCAACAGGUCCCGACGGUUGGGCGCAAUAACGGGGGAAUUUCUCUACCUUAUUCUGAUGAUUUUGAGCAUAAUUUGCUGGGUAAUGUGCCUCAACACUUGGGGCGAAAUCUGCAGAUUCUGGGCAGUUUUGUGCACAGGCAGACAGCUUCAGUCAGUAGGCAGUUUUCUGAUUUUUUGAACGAAAAUCUGGGCUGUUUGGGAAUGGAUAAAUUUAGGACAAAAUUUGCUUAUGACUUCUUCAGGCCUAAAGGUUCUUUCAAAACUUGGGGAGCUGAAAUAUGGAAGCCGUGUAUCACCCCGAAGCACUCUUUCUUGCUUUGGUUAGGAGUUCAAUCUAAACUCUUAACUAAGGAUAAGUUGCACUUCUUGGACAUUGAUAUGAAUUGUGUUUUUUGUGCUCAUUCGGAGGAGACUUGUGAGCAUCUUUUCUUUAAAUGUUCUUUCACUUCUUCAUUAUGGGGGAAUGUUAGGCGUUAG